GUGCGCGUUCACGUUUGUAACGCGCCAUUCAUUGAAAUUAGUCGACUUGUGCUGGGUCCAUUUACACUUAGGUAAUUGCAAUGGCAGACUGGAACGCUUUCUUCAAAAACGAAGAUGAUGAUGAAGAGCAGGAGGAUGGAGAACAGAGUGGAGGAGAUUACAGGAUCACGGGCAGAGACAGUCUGGUGUUUCUUGUCGAUGCUUCAAAGGAAAUGUUUAUCAAGGGAGAAGAUGGAGAGCCCUCAAACUUUGACAUGACUAUGCAGGUGGUGCGCAGCGUCUACACCAGUAAGAUUAUCAGCAGUUACAGAGAUCUGGUAGCUCUGGUUUUCUAUGGCACAGAGCAUAGCAAAAACCCAAGAAACUCCUUCAAACAUGUCUAUGUGUACCACGACCUGGAUGAACCUGGUGCAAAGCGAGUGCAGGAGGUUGAUGCUCUCAGAGGACCUAAAGGAGCACAGCUGGCGGCAGAGACCAUGGGCAGUGGGGAGACAUCUCUGGGUGAUGCCCUGUGGUGCUGUGCCAAUCUGUACAGUGACAUCAAACUGCGCCUGUCACACAAGCGUCUCAUGCUCUUCACCUGCCGAGACGACCCCCAUGGAAGUGACAGUGUCAAGGACCGACAAGCGCGGACCAAAGCUGGGGACUUAAAAGAGACCGGUGUUGUCAUUGAUUUGAUGCACUUAAUGAAACCAGGAGGCUUUGACGUGUCACUGUUCUUCCGUGACAUCAUAAGUCCACCAGAGGAUGAGAGUGAGCUGGGGCUCCAGCUCAGCCCCUGUGACAAACUGGAGGACCUCCAGAAAAGAGUGCGGGCCAAGGAGCAGAAGAAGCGCGCCAUGGCCAGGUUAAGCCUGUGUCUUGGUGAUGUAAAAAUAGCUGUUGGUAUUUUUGCUACCGCUGUGCAAGCCCGAAAACCAGGGGCCAUCAAACUGUACAGAGAGACUAACGAGCCAGUCCGCAGUAAAAGCCGCAUUUUCCACACCCAGACAGGAAGUCUGCUACUUCCCAGUGAAAUCAAGAAGGCCCAAGUGUAUGGUAGAAAGCAGAUAGUACUUGAAAAAGAUGAAGUGGACUCCCUAAAGAAAUUUGGGGAUCCUGAAUUGUAUCUCAUUGGCUUUAAACCAAUGGAAAAGCUCAAACGACACCACCACAUACGGCCAUCUGUCUUCAUUUACCCAGAGGAGGAUGAAGUCAAAGGCAGCUCGUGUUUGUUCUCUGCCCUGUUGAAGAAGUGCAGUGAGAAGAAUGUUUUCGCUCUGUGCCGCUGCAUUGCUCGCCGAAACUACCCGCCUCGCUUCGUGGCCCUGGUGCCCCAAGAAGAGGAGCUGGAUGAGGGCAAUGUCCAGGUCACGCCACCAGGAUUUAACGUCAUCUAUCUGCCAUAUGCUGAUGACAUGCGGACUCUGGACAUCCCUCACUGCCCUUGCGCUUCCCAAAUACAGGUGGAUAAGAUGAAGGAGAUUGUCUCUAAACUCCGCUUUAAAUACAGGAGUGAUGCAUUUGAGAACCCUGUUAUCCAGCAACAUUAUAGAAAUUUGGAAGCUCUGGCCUUGGAUAUGGCCGCUCCAGAAGAAACUGAAGACCUCAUUAUGCCAAAAGUGGACCAAAUGGACGCGCGCCUUGGUAUUCUUGCUGACGAAUUUAGAGAGAUGGUUUACCCAGACAACUACAACCCAGACGCUAAACCAGCUGCUAAACGCAAAACAGAUGCGAAUAGUGGUGGAGUUGAGAAGAAGCCCAAAAUUGAGGUGCCAGAGGAAGAUCUAAGAGGCCGUGUGAAGAAUGGGACUCUGGGAAAGCUGACAGUGCCUGUGCUAAAGGAGGCGUGCAAGCAGUUUGGCGUCCGAACUACAGGAACCAAGAAGCAGGAGCUAAUAGAUGCUUUGCUAGCCAAGUUGGGUCCAUGAGGAACUGAACAAAACCAUGUCACUAACUACUGUAAGAUCCACUAUGUAACUUUUCUGGUGGACUGUCUGCCACCUGCCUGUCUAUGGUGAUGUUAGUGCUUUGAAUGUUCCACUGAAUGGCGUUAAACUUGUCAAAUCACACUGACACGAUCAGAUGACAGGUCAGUUACAGAUCAGAUCUAUGGAGAGCUGACAACACUUACAGUAGUAUGCAUGUUUGUCAAGGUUUUUUAUGGAGCAAUAUGAACACCCAUAAUUGAAUAAAUACAAGAUAUACGUUUAAUUACACACUGUAAAACUAUACAAUUCAAUAAGCAGAUGGCAAGCCCUCACCCGAAAAGUUACUUGGUGCAUCUUUAAACUGGAAUGAUCAUGAGAUUACAAUAGAAGUUUCCAAAUUGUGCAACAUGUAUCUAAAUGUAUUAAAAAAACUAAAUAAAACCAACCAUUUUGUUGUAUUAUGUAUUAACUGGUUUGUCUUUAGCUGAAAUACCAGUUCCUCUUGUCUGGAGGAGAGGCGUGUCUUGGGGAAUAAAGCCUGA
Molecule: messenger RNA, 2452 nt
Organism: Periophthalmus magnuspinnatus
Lineage: Eukaryota; Metazoa; Chordata; Actinopteri; Gobiiformes; Gobiidae
Gene: xrcc6
Product: X-ray repair complementing defective repair in Chinese hamster cells 6
Exons: 13
Coding region: 81-1910 (609 amino acids)
Biological process (GO): telomere maintenance; double-strand break repair via nonhomologous end joining; cellular response to X-ray
Cellular component (GO): Ku70:Ku80 complex; nucleus
Molecular function (GO): double-stranded DNA binding; damaged DNA binding; telomeric repeat DNA binding
Source: RefSeq, a predicted model, not a curated record